Molecule: messenger RNA, 1502 nt
Organism: Hevea brasiliensis (rubber tree)
Lineage: Eukaryota; Viridiplantae; Streptophyta; Magnoliopsida; Malpighiales; Euphorbiaceae
Exons: 3
Coding region: 222-1265 (347 amino acids)
Source: RefSeq, a predicted model, not a curated record
GCCUGUCUGUGUCUCUCAUAUUGUGAGUUGUCGUGUGGGUUGCUCAUCUUCUUAUUCUCAAGUCUCCUCUAGGUGGAAACGCCUAUGAGAGAGAGGAGAUGUGCCUGCACUGACCAACCCCAUCUCCUCCUCCUCAUCCUCAUCCUUCUACUAUUCUCCUUUCCUUAAUUUCUCUGGUGAGUUUAUAAAGGCAGCAUAUUGUGAAUAUCUCCAAUUCACAUAUGGAACAUAAUCUUGACGUCAAGGCAAAAACCCUCUCUUCUCUUCUUGCCUGUAAAAUGCAGAUCCAAAACUCAGCAACAUCAACACAGACCCACAAGAUUGAUCAGUGUCUUGUGAGCCUGUCAUCACAAGAAGAAAAACUUUCUGACGGUGGUAGAUUUAGUGCAACUUCAAGCAUUAUGGGGUCUUUCACUUCGCCUCCACCUUGUUCUGCCCUCAUUGGGGACUACAUUGGCGUUGAGAGUUGUCUUGAUCUGAAAAACAAUUAUGAUAUUUUCACAUCAUCAUCAAAGGUGGAAAAUAGUCAGGGUUUCAGUCAAAGACGUAGCAAGAGGGAUCAAAGGUGUGCAAUGAAGGAGUUUCCACCACCAAUGCCAUCGCUCGCACGCACUGGGAACUUAUCUUCCCAUAUGCCUUGGGUUUUGAGGCGACACUACACAGAGGAUGGAAGAUUGAUUAUUAGAGAAGAGAGGGUGAAGCAUCAUGAGUACUUCCAGGCUCACAGAUGCAAUGGCCGUCUUACCUUGAAGCUUGUCCCUCUAGAUGAUGAAGUUUAUUCCCCUUAUCGCCAGGGUUACGCUGAUGAUUUAGAUGACAGUGAGAAUGAGUCCGAGUAUAGUCAUGAAGAAGUAAAAAAUGAGCUUGAGAACCGUCAAAUUGAAGAAGAAGAAGAACAAGAAGAAAAAGAUGAGACUGGGAACUGUAGCAAUGAAGAAGUAAAAAAUGAGCUUGAGAACUUUUGCAGUGAAGAAGAAAAAGAGGACAAGAAAGAAACAGGCAUUAUAGAUCAAUGUAAUGACAUACAAGUGAAUGAGAAUGGAAGAGACGAUGAAUAUGAUGAUGGUGUCAAUUAUUUCCAAAGUUGUAAUGGCAUUAUAGUGAAGGACAUCCUGUAUGAAGAUCAGAGAGUACCUUCUGCGGAGACCGGGAUUGGUGGAAAUCUGAGUGCAUUCAAGUGCUUGAAUAUUUACAACAGUGUGAGACCAGGCUCCAGUUGCAUAUUUGGGGUGCCACUACCAGCGAUGAGGCCUGUUCAUGGUUAGACAAGAAAAGGCUAGAGGAAAAAAAAUUUUUUUUUUUUUUGGAGAAUUGGGGUGAAGGGUAAUGUGGGUGGUUUAGUUUUGAGCGUGAUUAAGUUGAGGCGAAUCAUCGUUAUAGAUAGAUUUAGUUUAUUCCUUUCUUGCUCCAGGAGGCUGACGUACCAAGUCAAGAUUGAAGAGAGUGGGAAUUAAUCCUUAUUUUCUGUCUAUAUCAGUACUAGUGAACUCCCAUUUGAAAUU